CAUGUUAUCAUUCCUUUUUCCUUCCCACUUUUGAAUCAAUUAUAAUAACAAACCCACGCUCCCUUAAUCAUCCCCCAAGACCUCCCAAGUCAUGCCCUGCAUUUUAAGGCUAGCAUCCAUUCAAAAAAUUAAAAGAGAGAGAAUCAAAUAAUUUCCUACUUAAUUAGGGGUAAAUUUUGUUGCUUAUAUAUAAUUCAAUGCAUAAUUGCGAUCUACACCUUUAACCAAGUAGCCCCUAGCUAGUUCCAACACUAAUUACCCCGCAAUUUCUCAUAAAUUAGUUUAUUCCCCCAAAAAAUUCAAAACGAGAAAGCUCAGUUUCCUCUCCAUCUCUAUCAAUGGCGUCUCCCGCCACAAUCGCUCUGAUCAUUUUUCUGUUACAUUCGUUUAGAAUUGAAGCGGAAGAGAUAAAAUCGGCGCGCCUCCUCGAUCUCAUGAUCCGCGACUACACGUUCAAAUCCUACACCAAGAGUUUCCGCACUGGAAAGCUCCAUAAGAUCAACCUUCCUUCUAAUCUCUCCGGCAUACACGUGGACACGGUCCGGCUCCGCUGCGGUAGCCUGCGCCGUUACGGAGCCACGAUAAAGGAAUUCGAGCUCAGCGCAGGCACAUACGCCCGCCCCUGCUCGAAAAGAAUUUUAAUAAUCCGCCAAAAGCUGGGAUCGAACUGGUCGUCGCUGUAUUACUCGAACUACGAGCUCUCCGGGUACGAGCUCAUAUCCCCGGUGCUAGGCCUGCUGGCCUACAACAUCGGGGCGGCCGCGGAGGUCCGGAUCCAGGCCGGGAUGAGGCCGAUCAAGAUCGACUUCAGCGGCGCGAAUGAGAAGAAUGGGAUGAUCCCGAUGUGUGCGAGGUUCGAGGAGGACGGGAGGGUGAGCCUGUGGAGGCAGCCGCGGGCGAACGUGUGCGUGGCGACGGGGCAGGGGCACUUCGGGGUGGUGGUGGAGUCGCCGCUGGUGCCGCUGAGGAGGAGGGAGAGCCAGUGGAGGAUGGCGGUGGGGGGAGCCAUCGGGGCGGGGGUGGGGGUGUUUCUGCUGAGCCUGCUGGCGAGGGCGGUGCUGGUGAAGGCGAAGAAGAAGGCGAGGAUGGAGGAGAUGGAGCGGAGGGCGUAUGAGGAGGAGGCGCUGCAGGUGUCCAUGGUGGGCCAUGUGAGGGCGGUUACUGCUUCGGGGACGAGGACUAUGCCCAUCAUCCACCACCACCAUGACUCUCGACCUCCUCAUCGGCCUUCCAGUUCCUAGACUUCUUUUUUUUUUUUGUCAAUUAGGAUUAUUGAUGAUUUAAUUAUAUCUGCAAUAGGUUGAUAGUUGCAGCAGAGGAGUUAGACAGGUAGAUUCUGAUACUAGAAUAGAAUUUCUGUUUAUCACUUUGUGCAGAUUUUGAGAAUAGAAUUUCUG
Messenger RNA from Salvia splendens (bonfire salvia), 1397 nucleotides. RefSeq lists its product as uncharacterized. The coding region runs from base 339 to 1241 and encodes 300 amino acids. The record is from RefSeq and is a predicted model, not a curated record. Gene Ontology annotation, cellular component: membrane. The transcript has a single exon. NCBI's taxonomy places the organism in Eukaryota, Viridiplantae, Streptophyta, Magnoliopsida, Lamiales, Lamiaceae.